Messenger RNA from Musa acuminata AAA Group (dessert banana), 5370 nucleotides. RefSeq lists its product as uncharacterized. The record is from RefSeq and is a predicted model, not a curated record. Gene Ontology annotation, molecular function: zinc ion binding. Bases 2800 to 4545 code for a protein of 581 amino acids. The transcript has 10 exons. Lineage: Eukaryota; Viridiplantae; Streptophyta; Magnoliopsida; Zingiberales; Musaceae.
ACUCCAAAACCCUACACCGCCACCUCCCCGACCAACUGCUUCCGUUACUGUGGAUACAUGCAUCGAGUCAUUCGUGCCUGCAACCUGUUUGCUUUGUUGCUGCUUCUCGUUGACCGUUGCUGGUUUCAUGUGCGGGCCAGGCUUACGCCAUAGAUCAUUCUUUAACGAGGAACACUCGGUGGUGCGGACUUUGCCCGGUGACGGGGUGUCGCAGUCGCUGCCCAGUGCAGAUGAGGUGGGGGGAGCUCCACUAUGGAUGGAUCGUCGCGAAGCACACCUGCUGCGCUCACGUCACCGUGCAUUAAAGGGAGUCGAUUUUCUUGUUUCUUUUGUAGUUUAUAUUGAUUUGAUUUGAUGUUUACCGAGCUCGCCCCGUCUUGUUGCUUGCGAAACCACAUUCACCUUCACCGGAGUAUCGUAUCCCGGGCUAAUUACAAAGUACAUUACCGAUGAUCCUCUGCAUGGAUUUGAUCUUGGCUGAUGGGACGCCGAGCGGCGGCGAGGAGUUCGUGGGAUCGCGAUGCUCGUGUGUGAAUGGGCGUGUGGGUGGAGCGUUGUUCUGGUCCCUCUCGGUAAUGCCGCUACCACCAGAGGAAGAGCACCAAUGCAAUCACAGUAUGUAAUUUUCACAGACGUGGUGGGAGGUAAGAACGCUGGAUCGUCGGUGUUUUGCGGUCAUCAGCUGGUACUGCUUUCGGGUUGACGGAUACUGUGUCGGUACACGUGGAUGUGCGACGUCAAGGAGCGGAUCACAUCAAUCCAUCCAUCACAGCUUCCGCCAACCCACCGACUUCCCCUUCUGUUCGGCCAUUAAUUCCAUCGAGAACCCCGCGUUUAAUCAUCGCAUUUAGUUUCCCAGUGGUCAUCUCUCCCUUCGACGGGUAACUGAGGUGGGAAACUCUCUUCUCCUCUUAGUGUCUUUGCCCUCUGGUAUUGACAUGUCUCGUCCGGAUGGAGAGUAUAGUUUUUUCAGCCUGGAGCUUUUCGGUCUCUCCUCUAUGCUUCUCUGCCUUUCUCCAUAACGCUUCCAUCCUUUUCGGCGGGUUUGAACUCGGUUGGCGGCUGUUGCUGUCACUAGAAAGACAAGAUGCCAAGCAGGGUUUGUGGGUUUCAGCCGGCUAUCGACGGCAAGCACCGAGUUUCUUCUGCGGCAUGUAUGAGCGAUAUUACUUUUUAGGGAGAGGGCUUCAGGAAAUAUUUUGGAGGAGGUCAGGUAGAUUCAAUCACAUGGCCUAUCCUGGUCUUCUUGCUACGAGGUGGUUCACUGAAGAUUUUAGAGGGAACGAGGGGUUGCUGACAUCCCUUGGGGCUUCACUGAAGCAUCCUUCGAGAGAAUCCGAACUUGUCACCGACAUGAUUAGUAACACUAGGAUGAUUGCUCUGCAAUCCAUUUGAGUUUCUCAGUGGAUCGCUGGAUGCCUCGCUCUUUUUCUUUUUCUUUUUUGUUAACCAUAGCUUGCCUAUUGCAAUUCAACUUGCUUUACUGUUCUAAGCAUUUACAUACUACAAUCAUCUAACCAUAUUGAUGUUCCUCUCUCAAGACCCCACGAUGUUCUUGAAGAAAAUAACAUAUUAUUCAUAAGCUUGUCCAAAAUGCCUGAAAGCCUCUGCUUUCUUUUUGUAUGCUAGAGAUGAAUGUAUUGCCCUUUUCGACUUUUAGCAAUUCUGGUGAGCCAUGUUGGACAGAGAUACAGUGUCGUUGGUAGAUUGUUCCCCCUUGUGUUUGGAAGGAUUGGUCUGUUUGAGACUCUAUCUGUUGCCAUCUUUUCACAAUAUAUUACCCUUGCAUGAUUAUUUCCCUGCAGGAAGCAUGGUUGGAUGGAAGAACCUAUCAUGGUAGAAUCUUCUAUGAAUAUGCAACUGAUAGAAAUCUCAGAGUUAUGACGUUUCAUCUAGGAACCAGAAGCAAUGAGGAUACUAGCUAGAAUUGUAUAUCUAAAGCAGUAACUGUGGUUUGUUCGUCCGAUAUGUCUUGCAAAAUAAGAUGAUUAUACUUGUAGUUCAUCUGCAAGAACUUUACCCUUGUUUCUAAAGCAAAAUGUAUCACUAAAAGAGUUCAUAUGAAUCUUUCCUUCAUAUUGUGUCCUUGAUAAAUUAAUAGAUGGGUCUCAGGUACUUGAUGUUAAUCUUGUUUGGUCACCAAUAUCUGAUUUCUUAAGUUGAUAUAACUAGAGAGGUAAAAUCUCAAUCAUCUAUUCGUCGACCUUGGUAGACAAACAUUAACUUCCUUUCAAUUACUUUCAUCUUCUUUGUUUGUGAAGUUUUCCAGAUAAUUUGUGUUUCCAAAUAUCUGGUGAAAAUGCAUUAAUCACAAUGAUAUUUUUUUCGUACAUCUCUAACAUCAUAAGAAUUUGCACAUACAAAAAGGAGGAGGUAUAUGAUUUUGAUAGUUUGUGAAGAUAUUGUUCUACUCAAAGAUACUUGUUAUCAGUUAGGCCCCCUCCAAGAGAGUAUAUCUAUUAUGUGAAAAUUUGUUAGGAUAUAAAUCCUUAGACUGGCCAUCUUAUCUUAUACCUUUGCUAGGUGGAUGCGAUACUUUGAUAGUUGAUGAUGUCAUUGCAUUGCUCUUGUCCUCUUUCUGAAACAUAGCCUAUAUGUUGCUAAAAUGACAGUGAUGUCCUUGUCUCAUUUGUGCUUAAUGUUACCUUGUUCCAGGUCAUCUUGUUUUUGGUUGCUCAAGUGCUUCUUUAGGGAUGUGUUUGACAUUUUACAUGAUGCUUGGAGCUACUAGUUCGUGAUUAUUAUGAUGAAAAAAUGAAGCCUCAGAGCCGUGUGCUUAUCAGAGUGUAGACAAGUAAAAUGUCUGAUACCCUCAAUGAAAAGGUUGGAAGCGACACUCAUGAAAUCGUACCUGUUCGAGAGGAAAAACGGCCAAAGCUUUCCAUUGAUGUACCCACAAGAAAUAUGGGGCUUUCCUCCAUGAAUUAUCUAAAAGCAAAUGUGCCUUUAACGCCGGGUUCCGAUUCCAAUAGGAUAAAUAUUCUCCCCAUAUGUAGCCCUGCAUCUGCAAAAAUGCAUCCAUCUCCAUGCUCGACAUCAUCUAAGGGUAAAACUUUCAUAAAGAAACUUCUUUCAGGACUAAGCUUCAAGUUCCAGCCUUCAGCUUCAGAAGUAGAGAGAUACGAGACUCAAGCUCCAGAGGCAUAUUCUGCGGAAAAAGGGGAAAAACCUUCCCUGUUGGGCUCGUUUUCCUUUUCAAAAUUAUUCAGCCCGAGAAUUAGGAGGACUUCAUCGUUGCCAAUCAACUCAGAUUUACAUGGCAAGAGUCCACAUGGCAGUACAAUGGUUCAUAACAGCUCCUUGGAAAGAAAAGAGGUCCAGCAUCAUAUAUCUCGGUCGCUUUCACUCCCCACAGAUAUCAAACAUAUCAAAUCUAAAAGUAUCAAGAGGAUGAACUCCCUAGGCGGUGUAUUCCGAGUAAUUCCUUCUACUCCACGUGUGGUGGACUUGAGUAGCCCAGUGGCAGAUUCCAUCACUCCCAUAGACUCUGCUAUUGAUGGUGAUGGUGAGGACAUACCUGAGGAAGAGGCUGUCUGUCGAAUCUGUAUGACAGAGUUGUCAGAAGGCAGUAAUACUCUCAAGCUAGAAUGCAGCUGCAAAGGUGAACUUGCAUUAGUCCAUCAAGAAUGUGCUGUCAAGUGGUUUAGCAUUAGAGGGAAUAGAAAUUGUGAAGUUUGUGGGCAGGAAGUUGAGAAUCUAUCUGUAAGACUGCUACGAGUGCAAAGUGUUCAGACGGCUACAACACUCCCAGGCAUGUCCAGACAAAGAACAGUGUAUUUUUACAGGUUCUCGCACGAGAUGCCUGUUCUCAUCAUCAUCAGCAUGCUUGCGUAUUUUUGCUUCCUCGAGCAGCUAUUGGUUGCAGAUGUCGGUACUGCUGCACUAGCUAUUUCGGUGCCCUUCUCAUGCAUCUUGGGAGUAUUGGCAUCCCUCACCGCAUCAACCAUGGUGAUGAAGAGAUUUGUUUGGAUCUACGCGACGGUUCAGUUUAUGUUGGUGGUCUUCUUCGCCCAUCUUUUCUACUCCUAUCUUCAUAUGCAAGUCAUUAUAUCCAUCGUCCUUGCUAUGUUUGCUGGAUUUGGUGUUGCGAUGAGCGGAAAUACGAUCGCCAUCGAGUCGUGGAGGUGGAGGAGGAGGAGGAGGUGGCACGUUGCGUCAGCUGGCAGUCUCACUCCUCUAGAGAUUGUGCCAUCGUUGAGCCGACAACAGGAUCUCCCUGCGGGUGGCCGAACCAUACCUGGCCCGCCGGAUGUUCUGCCGCCGCUUCCGGUACACCGCCGCCCCCAUCCACGCCAGUGCCGCCGCCGCCGCUAUUACCCCUACCGCGAUCUCCGUCUUGUUCCCACUCCCACCCUCUCCUCUCUCACCCGCCUCAACCAUCUCCGCGGUUUCGAUAGCUCCAGUUCGGAUCUCGUCGUUCGCCAAGGCCGACGACGACAGCGGAGCCAGAAGUGGAAGGGGGCUUCCAGGCAAUGGAGCCGGAGAAGGAAGGGAAGAGGCCAAAGGCGAGGGAGAUGGAGCGAGAGAGAUGCGCGCGGGCUCUAAGGGAGCAGGCGCCGACGACGACGAAGCCAGAGAGGACACGGAGUUCCCGGGCAAUGGAGCCGCCGAGAAAGGGGAAGAGGCCAUCGGCAAGGGAGAAGGUGGGAGGGAGAUCUGCGAGGACGAAGGAUCCGCCGUCGAGAGGAGGAAAAGCAGCAGCAGAGGAGGGAGCAAUGCUGUCACCGCCAUGGUAAGCCACCGCGCUCUCUCCCUCACGCGGUGCCAAGGGUGAGAUGAUAAAUAGAGAGGCGAUGGGUGGCCGUUACUGGCUGACGGACGUUAGAAUGAAUGGUUGGGAUGGAUGGAGUCUACGCAACGAACGAUGGAUCGAGACGGGCUGGUUGGUGAGGGAUAGGACGGGGCAACUUCUCAAUGUUAACGGGUCUCGGAUCUUCGAUCAAGCCGACUGCUUUGCGGAAGCGGACUAUUGGAUGAUCUCGGCUCAAGACACCGAAACGGGCGAACGAGGUUAUCAAUGCGGAUCCCGUUACGCCUCCUCUCCUCUUCGUACGGCUUUUUAGACAGCGUGGGAUACGCCUUAUUCUCGGUGAUGGACUUCAAUCAUGCAAAGCAUGCGAUCCUCCGAACCCGCGCUGCUGCCUAUCUUUCAACUCCUCCAAGAAAACCAAAGGAAAGAAUUCCUCCAUGCUCAGAUCCAAAGGCUUUCUCUGGGUGAUAGUAAACGCAUGUUAUAUUGGGACGUGAGCUGCAAGAAGAUAAUAUUAGAUCUACACUCGUGUAUUAUAAUAAUUGUUAGUGAACAAACGUGUCAUGGUUGGUGAGUUAGCAAAUGGGUCAAUGUCGAGAGUCUUCUGUCAGCUGAGCUGG